This is a messenger RNA of Vavraia culicis subsp. floridensis, 1261 nucleotides long. RefSeq lists its product as uncharacterized. The transcript has a single exon. The record is from RefSeq and is a predicted model, not a curated record. NCBI's taxonomy places the organism in Eukaryota, Fungi, Microsporidia, Pleistophoridae. Bases 13 to 1224 code for a protein of 403 amino acids.
UUUUAAGUUCAGAUGGUAAGAACAGAAGAUAAACUAAAAAAAUAUAAAAGUAAAAUAAAAUCAUUGAAAAACAAGCUGAAAUGCAAAAAAAUAAUAAUUAAGUCUUUGCUACACACCUUACAGAAGAAAAAAUACAAAAAAAGAAGGAGUGACUCAUCGGUAAAGAGAAAAGAAAAAGAUGAAAUAAAAAAGCGGAGAAAAGUAAGUAACGUGCUGGGACAAGGCACGGAACAGAUAAUUAAAGAGACAAGUAAUGAUGGAAGGAUGCUCAACAAAUCGGAUGGAGCUGCGCACCACGAGAUAGUUGACGCAUAUACCGUAUUGGAGAGAAAUAACUGUGAAAAUGAAGAUAAGUCUUUCAAAUUAAAUUUUAAAUUGGAUGAAUACGUGGAUUACACGUGUUCUCUCUUCGUGCCGUACAUUUGUGAUGCAAAAGACACGUAUAAGCUGUCGAAGCAGCAUGCGAUAUACAUCAAAACCAAUAGAAAGUGCAUUCUCAAACACAUAUUUAAGGACAUUAACACCAGGGAGAUAGAAAAGACGUGGACUCUGCUGUUUAACCUAGGAUGCACGGAGAGCUACGAGGCACUGUGCGUAGUAGUGCACGACUUGUUCGUGUUUGUGGAGGAUUUUGAGCGGGUAUUCUACCUUUCGUACGCGCUGUUGCACAAUAAAAAAUUUGAGGUUGAUAUUCUCUCCAAAACGAUAAGAAUGCUGCUCAGCUAUCAGGCACUCAUCAUGAGAAAAGUCAACUCGGGCGUAGAAUUUGGUUAUAAAAUACAAGAAGAGAUGGACCUGUUUGACCAUUUUGAUGUAAAUAGCCUCUGUAAUGUUAUACUUGAGGACAACAGCUUUUCACAUUUGAACGUUGCAUCUCUGCGGAUCAUCUGCUCAUUUAUGGAUUGGAACUGGACCUACAACACCUUCAUCGUUCAGAUGCUUUAUCCCCGUUUUGUUGAGACGAAUCGACCUAUUUUACUGUUUUAUAUGGGCGUUAUUUGUACGCUGGGAUACAAGAACUUUGGGAUGCAUGAAAGCGUGCAGAGCAUAUUUGAUGAGAUAAAGACCUGUUUAGACAAAGAUAAUGUUGAAUUGAGCGCUAUUGCCUGUUCGUUUGUUAAGAAUUUUGAUUUGGACUUAGCGGAAAAAUGGGGCACAAGAAACAAAGUUAAAUACGGGAGACAAUCUUGGUUUGAUCACAUCCUGACUAAAAACACGUUUUAAUUUAUUAUUUUUCUUUAUGUGCCCUGCACACGGGAAC